CUUACCAAUACCACUCCAGGACGGAGACGGUGAACAGCUAUGGUUGCUGUUCCAGUCUCUUCUCCCGAAAUACGGGCAGCAACUAUACAUCGACGGAUACCGCUCUAUUUUCAUCUGUAUGCGUCGCCUUUCGUCGUUGUCUGGUCUUGCUUCGCCUACGCCUAUCUCAUCAAGUAUGACGAAUGGUUCGGCGCAGAGGAAUGGGCAUUUCUCGCGGGUGCUAUCAUUCUGGCGUGUCAUCUGUUAAGCUUCCUUACGACGCAGUGGAGCACGGGCAUCAAAGCGAGGCUAACAUGCAUGAAUGCUUCCUCUCUCGACGACGCUGACUGUAUUCGAAUAAUUCCGGCAGAGCACAGAGGCAAGGGAAUGAUUAUCCCACUCAAGAAGAAGCCUACCACACCGGCGACGUACACCUUUGUUUAUCAGUCCGACACGUUCAUAUACACGGCCGGCAAACCGUUCACUCAACUGCCUUAUCCUUCUGAUUCAUGUCCGCUGCUCUCAUCGUUCAGAGCAUCCGGCUUGACCUCUCCGUCACUUCCUCCUCUGCGCGAGUCAUACGGUCCUAACACCUUUGACAUUCCGAUUCCGUCCUUCCGCGAACUCUUCGCCGAACAUGCUGUUGCUCCGUUUUUCGUCUUCCAGAUGUUCUGUGUUGGUCUCUGGUGCCUAGACGAGUACUGGUACUACAGCUUGUUCACAGCCUUCAUGCUUGUCGUCUUUGAGUGUACUGUCGUUUUCCAGCGUGUGAAAACGCUGAAAGAAUUUCGCACUAUGUCCAUUGCACCAUUUCCUAUCCUGUGCUACCGGGACAAGAAGUGGCAAACGAUCAAGACAGAUGAACUUGUGCCCGGUGAUGUGGUAUCCAUCACUCGGACGAAGGAGGACACAGCUGUUCCCGCUGAUCUACUGCUACUUCGCGGCACUGCCAUUGUGAACGAGGCCAUGUUGUCGGGAGAGUCAACACCACUGCUGAAAGAGAGCAUCGAGUUGCGGGAGGGGACCGAGAAGCUGGAUAUGAACGGAGCAGAUCGCAACAGUGUUCUCUGGGGUGGGACAAGGGUACUGCAAGCGCGGCCUGGUGAGGGAGCAGCUGAGGAUGGUGGGUGUACCGCCGAAGUUCUGAGGACUGGUUUCGGGACAACCCAAGGCCAACUGAUUCGGACCAUGAUCUUCUCGACUGAACGCGUCUCCGCCAACAACCUGGAAUCCUUCCUGUUCAUCGGCUUCCUUCUAAUCUUCGCCAUCGCUGCCUCGUGGUAUGUUUGGGUACAGGGCAGAGAAAGGGGAAUGUCGACCUACAAGCUCAUGCUUGAUUGUAUUCUUAUUAUCACCAGCGUCGUGCCCCCAGAAUUGCCUAUGGAGCUGUCUCUUGCCGUUAACGCCAGCCUUGUCGCCCUGUCCAAGUACGCUAUCUUUUGUACGGAACCCUUCCGCAUUCCGUUUGCUGGUCGUGUGGAUGUGUGCUGCUUUGAUAAGACUGGUACCAUUACCGCGGAGAACCUGGUUGUUGAGGGCGUGAUCGGCAUUGAUCCAUCCGAUCCCAAGAAACUCGUUUCCGUGAAGGAAGCAGGGCAGGACACAACAUGGUGCCUUGCAUCCGCUCACGCGCUUGUUCUGCUGGACGAGGAUGGUUUGGUAGGAGAUCCAAUGGAGAAGUCUGCAAUCGAGGCAAUGGCAUGGAAAGUGUCCAAGGGCGACACAAUUGCUCCCAUCCAGAAGGAUGCCCCACACAAAGCCACCAUUAACAUUAGGCGCCGGUAUCAAUUUUCCUCUGCUCUGAAGCGGAUGUCAACUGUCUCCUCUGUCUCCCACGGUGGCAAAACGACGACCAUAGCUGCCGUCAAGGGCGCGCCGGAGACGCUCAAGACGAUGUACACGACAAUUCCGGAUAACUACGACGAGACGUACAAAUGGUACACCCGCCGAGGCAGCCGUGUUUUGGCACUUGGCAUCAAGCCGAUGCAUGUCUCUGGUCACGAGGUUCAGCACCUCGCUCGUGACAAGGUCGAGACUGGUCUAACGUUCGCUGGCUUCCUGGUAUUCCAUUGUCCCCUGAAAGAGGACGCUGUUACAUCCCUCAAAAUGCUCGCAGAUUCAUCUCACCGCUGCAUUAUGAUAACUGGGGACAAUCCAUUGACGGCAGUCCAUGUAGCCAAGGAUGUGGAAAUUGUUGAUCGUGAGACCCUCAUUCUCGAUGUCCGAGAAGGCGCCAAGGAUCCCAAAGAUUUGGCUUGGCGUGAUGUGGAUGAGGCCAUCAUGAUCGCCGUUAACCCUGACAAGCCCCUGGACAAGUCCCUUUUCGACAAAUACGAUAUUUGCGUUACCGGUCCUGCUCUCAAGCAGUAUGAAGAUAAGCGUGGAUGGAUAGAUCUGAUUCAGAACACCUAUGUCUAUGCCCGCGUUUCCCCCACACAAAAGGAAGUGAUCUUGACCACUCUCAAAUCCCUCGGUUAUACCACGCUCAUGGCAGGCGAUGGCACGAAUGAUGUCGGAGCGCUGAAGCACGCUCACAUAGGUGUUGCAUUACUAGACGGCACUGCUGACGAUCUCAAGAAAAUUGCGGAGCAUCAACGCAUUGAGCGCAUCAAGAGCGUCUACGAGACUCAGCUAAAGAUGUCGGCUCGCUUCAACCAGCCUCCGCCUCCUGUUCCUCCCGCCAUCGUUCAUCUCUACCCUGAUCUUGUGGCUGCACAACAGAAGGCAUCGAAAGACCUUGCGGAGGCGAGGAAGAAGAACCCUAUGGAAAAGUUUAAUCUUCAGCAAAUGACUGAUAAGCUUGCCGAAAUGGGCGAAGACGAAGAACCUCCGAAGAUCAAGCUCGGGGAUGCUUCGUGCGCUGCACCUUUCACUUCGAAAUUGUCCAACGUCUCUGCUAUCACCAACAUCAUCCGUCAAGGCCGUUGCACCUUAGUGGCUACCAUCCAGAUGUACAAAAUCCUGGCGCUGAAUUGCCUGAUCACCGCGUAUAGUCUCAGUGUACAAUACCUGGACGGAAUUAAGUUCGGCGACUACCAGGUAACGAUCACUGGCAUGAUGAUGUCUGUCUGCUUCUAUUGCAUUUCGCGGGCUAAGCCGGUGGAGAAGCUAUCCCGAGAGCGUCCUCUGGGCAACAUUUUCAACUUCUAUGUCCUCCUGUCUGUCCUCGGCCAGUUUGCGAUCCACAUUGUUGCGCUGGUGUACAUAACGCAACUUUCCAAGUCCCGGGAAACACGCGGCGAGAUCGACUUGGACGCCAAGUUCGAGCCCAAUCUGCUCAAUACGGCGAUCUACCUUCUCGGUCUAUCUCAGCAAGUUUCUACAUUUGUGAUCAACUUCCAAGGCCGGCCCUUCCGAGAGGGUAUUCGUGAGAACUCUGCGCUGUUCUGGGGCUUAGCGGGGGCCAGCGCAGUUGCCUACAGCGGUGCGACUGACUUCAUGCCGGAGAUGAACCGAUGGCUGCAGAUCGUAGUCAUGGAUGAUGACUUCAAAUUCAAGCUGACGAUAUCGAUGCUUGCCGAUUUCGGCGGGUGUUUCCUGAUUGAAGUGGUGACCAAGUAUCUUUUCGCUGAUCUUACGCCAAGACCUUUUGUGACCAAGGGUAUUGAGCGGCGAUUGAAGAGACGAGCGGAGGAAGAGGCGCAGGCUGAGAGCGCUGAGGUAGAAAAAAAGACUGCGUGAUUGUACAAUUAUUGUAUAUCAGCAUAUUAGCGGUAGUCGAACACCCUUUUCGGUAAUUUAUUAUGCAGCAUAGACCCUAGAGGCGGCGGUGUCUUAUACUGCG
Messenger RNA from Dacryopinax primogenitus, 3763 nucleotides. RefSeq lists its product as uncharacterized. Gene Ontology annotation, cellular component: endoplasmic reticulum membrane. Gene Ontology annotation, biological process: intracellular calcium ion homeostasis. Gene Ontology annotation, molecular function: ATP binding; P-type ion transporter activity; ATP hydrolysis activity. The transcript has 14 exons. NCBI's taxonomy places the organism in Eukaryota, Fungi, Basidiomycota, Dacrymycetes, Dacrymycetales, Dacrymycetaceae. The record is from RefSeq and is a predicted model, not a curated record. Bases 40 to 3660 code for a protein of 1206 amino acids.